GUGGGGAGCACGCUGUCAUCCUCCUGACUUCCGGCUGUCACCCCAGGUGUUCAUCUGAGUCCCCUCCGUGGCAAGUGUCGCUGCGUGUGAGUACUCCCCUGCCCCGGCGAGAGACUGGGGAUGGAGGGCUGGCUGUGCACCACCUCACACUGCUCUAGUACUAACCUGUGUGCUUCAGUAGGCUGGACUUGAUAUCUGCUCAGGCUCAAGUCAAUACACAUGUCGUCUCUUGGUCAAAGAGGUAAGUGAAAAUGUGGUGUGUGUUGAAUGCCACAAAGCACUGUGUUCCUUGCUGCACUGAGCUGUCAAUGUGUGUUGCUUGUGUCCACUUACUAACACCUGAGACCGCUGUGUGACUGUGCUGAGCGACGGACUUGCCUGUGCGGUGGACCAAGGCCGGCGGCACAGCGAGCGUUGCACCUCCGCAUGUGCCGCGUGGCCCACUGCUGUACAGGCUCCUCAGGCAGCUGGAGUGCACUGCUUGCUAGAAUAUCAGGGAGCUUGGUGUGAGUGAGGGUAGGAGCCUGUGAAGUGACUGUAGAGCAGAGCUGUCUGUAACAUGACUUGAUUGUUCUGAGUGAGAGAGAAACAGCUCCCAAGAAGCAGCCCUUGCCGGGGAGGUGAAGCGCCACCUAGCGUGCAGCAACACCACUUCCUCAGCCGGUCAGGGCAAGGUGGUGACCCAGCGCUACACUUCCCACUGUUGUGAUGAGACCGUCUGUUGCACCCUUUCAGACUCAUGUAACACACCUCCCGCCGCCAUGGAGGGAGGCCGCCGCAAGCUACACACCACCGCCGGCAAAGGAGGAAGCGAUGAGUGUGCGCUGAGUGUUGGGGACAAGGUGGUGUGGCUCAGUGACGACUACCCAGAGUUUGGCAUGGUGCGGUGGACGGGCAAGCUGCCGGGCGGCGGCGAGUCUGGCGGCUGGAAGGUGGGCGUGGAAUUUGACAACCCGGUAGGGAACGACAACCACAAGGUGAAUGGGCGGCUGCUGUUUGAGGCAGAACCCGGCCACGCCUCGGUGCUGCCGGUCAACAAUCUGAUGAAGGCGGAGGACCUGCUGGGCAAGGAGUCCCUCACGCCAGAGCAUGGCGGCCGCCCUGCCCCUCCCAAGCGCCCCACCCACGUCAUCACCAAGAGUGACAACCAGCUGGGGGCAGACAUGAACAGCAUGACUCCCUUCCACAUGCUGGCCUUUGAGCAGCUCACCACUCCCACCAGCCAGCGUGGACCCGGGCCUCCGCCUUCGUACUCAGAGAAGGAGUGGGAGCUGCUGCCUCACAUGACCUAUGGACAGAAGAACUCCAUGAGCAACAAGGACUCAGGACACGACCACAAGCCACGCCAGAGGGACAAGGGCAAGAUUCUGAACCGCAACAUGGAGAAGAAGAACAACAAGUGGAAGUCGUCGGGGUGCACCAGCGGGCGCCCCCUGCAGGUGAACAGCGAGCCAGAGCAGACUCAUCCUGUGGGCAGUUUUGGGGACUCAGACCUCCCUGUCCACCCGCUGUGCCACCUGUCUCUGCACGGAAUAGACCAGCUGGAGGUGGUGUCUGACGGUGACGGCGUGUACGACACUCCUGAGGGCAGCUUGGAUGGGGAGGAGGACCUGGAUAUCGGCUCUAUGGUGGAGGUGGUCAUCAAGGAGGUGCCCAGGUUUGGUGUCAUUCGCUGGAUUGGCAACAUACCCGGAGACAAGAAGGAUGGACGGAAGGCAGCGGGUGUGGAAAUGGAGGACUCAGAGGACGGGUUGUCGGACGGAACCUUCAGCGGCAAGAGGUACUUCAGCUGUGCUCCCGGCAAGGCUCUGUUUGUGCUGCUGCGUAUGUGCCACAAGGACAGCCGCUUCCUGGAGUCCGUCUCCUCCAACCCAAGGGCCAGCCUAGCCUUUGGAAGCAUGGAUUGCCAGCCGGUGGGUGGGAGUGUGGCUCCCCUGUCUGCCCCGGAUGAUGUGAGGGCAAUGUUUGGCAAGAACCGAGGCAUUCAGGGGCACCAGAACUCAUGUUACCUGGACGCCACACUCUUCAGCAUGUUUGCAUUCACCAGCGUGUUUGACAACCUGCUGUUCCGGCCACAAACGGCGCACGACAUCAAGGAGUACAACGAGGUGCAGCGAGUGUUGAGGGAGGAGAUCGUCAAUCCGCUGCGGGCAAACCUGUUUGUGCGUGCCGACCGCAUCAUGAAGCUGCGCACCAUGCUGGACCACCUGUCCUCCGUGCGUGGCCUCACUACUGAGGAGAAAGAUCCGGAAGAGUUCCUCCACUCGUUACUGGCACAGAUCCUGCAAGCUGAGCCUCUCCUGCAGCUGUCGUCUGGCCAAGAAGCCUACCACUACCAGCUGUUUGUGGACAAAGAUGAGAAGCUGAACCUGCCUUCUGUCCAGACUCUCUUUGACCAGUCUUUCCUCACCUCAGACAUUAAGCUUAAACAAGUUCCGUCCUGCUUGAUCAUCCAGAUGCCUCGCUUUGGGAAGGACUACAAGAUGUACCCUCGCAUUCUGCCCUCCAUGGUGCUGGAUGUCACUGAUGUCAUAGAGGAUUCUCCCCGGCAGUGCAUCAUCUGUGGCAAGCUAGCAGAGUACGAGUGCCGGGAAUGCUUCGGGCAGUGUGGCUCGGGCCUGGAGAGUAUCGCGUUCUGUGCCAAGUGCAUGGAUAAGGUCCACAGCCACAAGAAGAGAGGCGCCCAUGCAUCAACACGCAGGCUGAAGGUUCCCCCAGACUUCCAGAUGCUGGCUGACCACUGCGGCACAAUACCAAGGGUGUACAUGGAGCUGUUUGCCGUGGUGUGCAUCGAGACUUCUCACUACGUGGCCUUCACCCGCUGUGGCUCCGGUGCUGAUGCCACCUGGUGCUUCUUUGACUCCAUGGCAGACAGGAAAGGUGAGCAGCACGGGUACAACAUCCCCACGGUGGUGGAGUGUGGGGACCUGAUGCAGUGGGUGGGGGAUGAGGGCAGCCAGAUGCUGCACGCCGUCACGGACAACAAGGCACUGCCGGACCUGCCACGCCGCCUGCUUUGCGAUGCCUACAUGUGCUUCUACCAGAGUCCCAAGGUCAUGAUGUACAGAUAAAGAUGAGUACGUUAUUUUUAUAAUGUAAAUAUAGACUUUAUAUUGACCUUGUCAACUCAACAUUAUCAGUCGUUAAUAAUGAGAUGCUUUAUUGCAUGUUGUGUAAAUACUACAUUAUUUAUAUUGACUCCCAUCUGAGAUGUUGAAAAUUGAAAAUGGAUUUCUUACAAUAAUCCAGCAUAUUUCUAUCAAUAUGAAGUGCACUGUGAACCUUGAAUGCUAUGAUAUACUUGUUAAGUGCAUAAAACACUAAAUGAAUAUGAAAUAUGCAUAUGAUAUAUAUAUAUAUAUAUAUAUAUAUAUAUAUAUAUAUAUAUAUAUAUAUAUAUAUAUAUAUAUAUAUAUAUAUAUAUAUAUAUAUAUAUAUAUGCACAAUGCAAUUUGUUUUGCAACAUGCCUUGUGCUGAAGAUAAGCUUGUAUUUAUAUUUAACAUUUUAUUUAUUUGAAAAUGGAACACAGCCGUGAUUGUUGUCCGUGUGUCUGGCAGUCACCUGUCAAGAUGUUAGGAAUGAAUGAAUGACGUACACUUGGCAGUUUAACUGAACAAAAAAUCUUGAGUUGUUCCAAAUGUUUUGAUUUUAUGUAUUUAUAAGUGCCAAUGAAAAGUUAUGUGACUGAGAUAAUGAAAUAGAUUCAUGAUGUGAACUUUUCAUACCAGCUUUUGAAACAUAAUGUUGAACUGUGUUGCUUAAUUUCAGAAGCAGUUGUGGUGCAUGAAUGUGGUUUGUACUUUCCAUGUUUGUGUGAAUCAUUGUAACAAUCUGUGUCCAAUGAAGAGAGCGGGCAUCAGAGAGACAGCUUUCCUUGGCUUGCUUGCAAGAUCUCACUAUUUUGUUUCUAAUUUUCUGUAAGAUGUUACUGGGCGUUAGUGAGCCAUAUUGUGUCUUCCUUGGAGGGGUGGUGGAGAACUGGCACUGGCGUUCAGGACGAGAGGAAGUUUCUGAUUGAGAGCCUUGAGCUGCAGGUUGAUUUCAUGUGUUUACUUCCUGGAAAACCCAUGUCAUGCUAGAUAAGUUGGCAGGACCAAAAAAAAAAAAAAAAUAGAAAUCCACCUCAACAAACACACACACACACACACACACACACACACACACACACACACACACACACACACACACACACACACGCAGUUUAUCAAAUUCCCUUUCCAUUUCAUAAAUUAGUCACGUCAGACAUUAACAAAAUACAAAUGUUAAAAUUAUAGGCUUAUUUUGCUAGUAGAUCUUUCUUACAGUUUGGUAAUUUUGGAGUCAGGAAAGUGGCAGGUUAUAUGAAAACCCACAGGAGCCUUAUUGUCUUGAUUAACCAUUUUGUUUGUGUGUGUGUGUGUGUGUGUGUGUGUGACAACCUUUGUGUUGGCAGUGUCACAAUUGGACUGUUGUGUUGUUGGGCUUCAGGUCUGUACUCUGGAACACUUUGGUCUCUCACUACAACUAUUUCCUCUCAGUGACAGACUGAAUUGAUAGGAUGCCAUGAUGUCCUCUCCCAUUAAUAUUUCUCCAGGCAACAGAGGUGUUUCAUAGGGUCCUCAUGAUGUUUUCUCCUAUUAACAACAGAAUUCUUGUUAAUCAGUUACUGGAGUCCUUUGAAAAGCCCAUUAACUUCCACUGGAGACUGAUACAUGUAGUCAAAGUAAGGAGUCAAAAUAUUUGUGAAUACAGAUCUGGGCCUUCCUUAUCAUGUUGAUGGCACUUAUCUUUGCUUUAACCCUCUGACUGCUGCUGCAUCUUGAACAUGACAUAAUGUAAGAUAUGUGAGUUGCCACUGGUGGAUACCAUGGUGUGGUGGGAAGCUCAGCCGCCCUCUUGUGUGAGUUGCCACCGGAGGGUACUGUGUUGUGGUGGGAAGCUUAGCCGCCCAGCAAACAGAAGGUCCGGGGUUCAGUCCCUGAGUGGUGCUUACUUUUCUGGACACUCCCUCACUCCUGCAACACUUGAGGCAAAAUGUGUGAUCAAGUAGUUCAAACUUUUUAGUGCCUAGAAACUUACUUUUUUGUUCUGUGAAAUUGUCAAAGAUUAUUCAAGUGAAGUGCUGCUGACAAGAAUUGUAUUGUCACUAGCAGUCAAAUGGUUAAGUGGUCCUGGAACAUUGCUGUUGUUGUGAGCAAGGGAAUUGUGUAAAUGAAAGCUUUUCAAGUUUGAUAUACAGUAUUAAAUUCUAACGCUGAUGAUAACCCAUAACAAAUUUUGCAAUUGUAACACCUGUAAUAAUUUAUGGUACAUAGUGUGUUUACAUGAGUCUUUGUGAAGGGUAUUUGCUGUUAAAGUCUUGCAACACUGCAUGCAAGAAAUGUGUGAUUUUUAAGUGAAUGCAAGAAGUGUGUGAUUGUAUGGUUAGUGCAGAGCUGUCUCACAUGGUUCAUUGUACACUUUGUAUGCUUUCUUAUAUGAAAGGAACAUUUCACUCUAGUCAGUCUCUUUCAUAGACUACAUUUCUUGGUUGUAAGUAGGUGUACUUUGAAUGCUUCGUUAUUAUUACUUUUUUAUAUCUAUUUAUCUUUUUAGAGUCCUGUAGUGUUCCAUCUUGUGUUAUGCUGUAAGAUUUUGUGUGCAAGAGAAGCAAGGGAGUGUUGUUCAAUUUUUCAUACUAUGACUAUACAUUAGAAACAUACACACCUUCACUUCAAAAUUGACCUUGAGAUGCCUGGAGAGAGAGAAACACUUCCCACCUGUAGAGUUUGAAAUGUGGACUCAUUGUGUGCUGAACUUUAAGUUAUGGGACUAGUGUGCAUCUCAAACACUGGAUUUGCUGUCACUCACUUCAGCUUCCUCAGAUGAUGAUUAUCUUCAGUGUGCUUAGGUGUGUGUUUCCUGGUCACAAGGGAAUUGGUGGCCCUCCAGAAUAUGCUUGAUAAGUGCAGGGAUCCCUCAUAACUAUAUCUAUAUACCAGCCCGGCAGUCCCACACACAUUGUUCCAGACAGAGCACCACUCAUUUACUUACACACAUGGAGAUUUAAUAAACAUCUGUAGAAUGAUGAAUGGUAUGGAAAAUGUGGACAAAGAAUGCUUUAUAAAUUUAGAUUUAGAGAGUACAAGGAAACUUAGUAUAAAGUUGAAGAGAGUUAACUGUAGAAGAGACAUCAAGAAGUAUAGUUUUUCUCACAGAAGUGUGAACAAAUGGAGUGAACUCAGUGAAGACAUUGUGAAUGCCAAAACUGUCCAUGGUUUUAAAAGAUCAAACUGGAUAGAUAUAGAGACGGAAUACUACUCGUAUGAGAUUACUCACCUCUCGUAAACCACAACUAGGUAAAUACAUCAUGCACAAUCUUACCCUUAUUGGCUCCUGGUGGAAAGGGACAGACUCUUGGACCACCAUACUUAACUGAACUGCUAAAAGAGCCAUGCUUUUCUGGAGAUAAAAAGUGAUCUUGGCCAAUAGGUAUCCAUCCCUCAUUACAGUACUUGUGUUGUGAUCCCUGGUCCCUGGAAUUCAGUAACUAAGCCACCAGAAGUCAUGUCACCAAAUAUCACAAUAGAAACUCUCCUGAAAGACUGAUGACAAAUUUCCAUCUCCUUUGCUUGCCUGCACAGUUUCCUUGCACCACAGUGCUCUCAUUGCCCCAAUGUAUUGCUUUCUCACACAGUUUAGUUGUCUCUUCAUUUCUAAAAUGCAUAUAUCCAAAGAACACAGGGCAGUUUCUGAAUUUCUUGUCUGCUGUUUGCUAUGAUUCUCCUCAACACAGACAUAACCAAACACAGCAGAUUAGGUGCACCACAGUGUAUCUAGUGGCAGUGUGAACCAUGCAACAUAAGGAAACAAGUUCUUUCACUAGUUAAGGGAAGUAAAAUUCAGGCAGAUGAUGUUACAUGAAGAGAAGUGUCAUUAGUUACUGAAGUAUAGAAAUAUUUAGACACUUUGUGCCUCAUAAUGAUGUAUAUUAAACAUCUCAAAAACAGAGAAGCAAGCAAUUCAUCUUGACAGGACCACCAGGCGACAUUAUUUGAUGUCCGCCCUGCACUGUGACAGAUUACACUGCAGGCUGUUGUUUACUGGUUAAGUUUUGGGGACUUAGACAGAAUUUGAUGUACAGGUGAGAUGAAAAAAUAAACACAAUAAAAUAAAAUAGAAAGCAAAAGGUUACCUCAACUGGAUCUUUCAUUGCUAGCACUGACAAAAUUUGCUGUACACGUGAAAUGAAGGAAAUAAUACAAUGAAACAAAAACAAGAAAGUAAAAGGGUAUUCCAGCUGGGUCUUUCAUUACUAGUGUAGUAUUCUGAGGAAAAAAAAAAUCUUGUACAAAAAUCAAUGUUGAUCUAAAUUGUUGUAUUAAGACUAUAUUAAUUAAAUAGCCAUAGUGGUACUUGGUGGUGACUGGAAAUGUUUGGUUGUUAUGAGGCAGUGGAUCAGCUGGUGAUGGAGCGUAGCCUGAGUGGAUUACGUAUCUCUCUCUCUCUCUCUCUCUCUCUCUCUCUCUCUCUCUCUCUCUCUCUCUCCAUAAGCUGAGGGUGUUCUGUCCUGUCAUGCUGUCCUUCCACUCCCCUCAUGUAUGCAAGAAUCAUGAAGACAGUGGACAGUGUUAAUAUUAUCAAUUCUGGAACUUACAACCAUUACUAAAGAAAUUUGAUCAUUUGA
Messenger RNA from Scylla paramamosain (green mud crab), 7647 nucleotides. RefSeq names its product ubiquitin carboxyl-terminal hydrolase CYLD-like (gene CYLD). The coding region runs from base 762 to 3071 and encodes 769 amino acids. The record is from RefSeq and is a predicted model, not a curated record. NCBI's taxonomy places the organism in Eukaryota, Metazoa, Arthropoda, Malacostraca, Decapoda, Portunidae. Gene Ontology annotation, molecular function: cysteine-type deubiquitinase activity; K63-linked deubiquitinase activity. Gene Ontology annotation, biological process: protein K63-linked deubiquitination. Gene Ontology annotation, cellular component: cytosol. The transcript has 18 exons.